AUGCCCAUGCUUGAACCCAGGUGGUCCCUCCUCCACACCAGCAUCAGCGCUUGGCUGAGCUCUGAAGCUGUAAACCCUUCCUUCCCCUCCCCUUCCUCUCCCCCCUCUCCCCCCUCUCCCCCCUCUCCCUCUUCCCCCCCUCCCUCUCACGCCUCUUCCUCUCCCUCCACCUUCCACCCCUUCUCCCCAACUCGGAAUCUCUACCGUCUCUGCCCCUUCACCCCUCCAUCCCGACCCCCCUCGCUCCAAUUCCCUCUCUCUCCCCUCUCUCCGCUCCCACCGUUCCCUCCUCUCCCUGCUCCUACUUCUGCUGCUCCUAUCCUUUCCUCUCCUCCUGUCUCUGCUUCCGCUUCUGCUCCUGCUUCUUCUUCCAUCUCUGCUCCUACUCCUCCUCCUUUCCCUGUCCCUGCUUCCACUCCUGUGCCUUCCCCUAUCCUUGCUUCUGCUUCUCUUUCUACCCCUAUCUCUGCUCCUGCUCCUCCUUCCCAUUUCUCUGCUCCUACUCCUGUGCCUACCCUUAUCCUUGCUCCUGCUCCUCUCUCUACCCCUGCUUCUUCUGCUGCUGGGACCACUCAUGUCAUUAUGGGUGGGCACGUCCGGCCCUCUCCUGCUGCUGGGACCACUAACUCCAUUGCUCCUCCUGCCCUCUUCUCCUCUUGUCCCUUGCUCAUCUCUUCUUGUCCCUUGCUCCUCUUCUCCUGUCCCUUGCACCUCUCCUCCUGUCCCUUGCUCCUUUGUUCCCCCUCCAGUCCCAGCCACCCCAGAUCUCCCUUCCAAUUCCACCCCCUCCAUUCCCUUCCCCUGCCCUCUCAACACACUGCUGUUUUAUUCUGUCACUCCCUUACCAUCCUCCCCCAUUCCCUUACCAUCCUCUCCCACUCUCUUACCACUCACUCCCACUUCUCCCCCUCUCCCCUCGCCUCUCCCACCCACUCUGCCACCAGAGUGUUGUGCCAUCUCAGAACCAGUUCCCACCCCCGCUCCUUCACCCGCUCCCACGCCCCCCACUCCGCCCACUGCCCCUUCAGUCCUCCCUAUUACUUCACCACCUGCCCUUCCCUCCCCAUUGAGCUCUCCAUUUCCCCAUCCCCCUCCUCCACCCACUCCCAUGCCUCCCAUUGCCUGUGCGAGCCUCUCCUCUCUCCUCCUCCGUAUCCCCAGCUUCAGUUCCAUAGAGUGUUGCUGUUGGCCUUGCUGCUCUUGUUUCACCUGCUCCUUCUGCCUUUUCUGAUUUGGCUUCUGCUGCCAAUUGCUGCCCUGCUGCUAACUGCUGCCCUGUUGCUAUCUGCUGCCCUGCUGCCAACUGCUGCCCUGCUGCUAACUGCUGCCCUGCUGCCAACUGCUGCCCUGCUGCUAUCUGCUGCCCUGCUGCCAAUUGCUGCUCUCGUGCCAACUGCUGCUGUGGUGACGGUGGCGGGAGCAGCGAUUGGGACGGUGGUGGUGGGAGCAGGAGCAGAGACAGGAGCAGGGGCAGGGGCAGGGGCAGGGGCAGGGGCAGGGGCAGGGGCAGGGGCAGGGGCAGGGGCAGGGGCAGGGGCAGGGGCAGGGGCAGGGGCAGGGGCAGGGGCAGGAGCAGGGGCAGGAGCAGCAAGAGUAACAGAGGCGGACGACGCAAGAGGAGAAGGGGUUGAAGUUGUGACAGGAGCAGGCGCAGCAAAGGCAGGUGCAACCGGGGAAGGCAUGGAAGAGGCAGGCAUGGCAGGGACAGGUUCAGGUGGGGCAAGCACAGUAGGAGCAACAGGAGCAGGCACAACUGUGACAGGCGCAAGAGGGGCAGGCACAGUUGCAGCAGGAGCAACAGAACCAAGAGCUCCCCCCUUCUCCAUGGUCCCAUUUCCCUCCUCUCCCUGCUUCCACCAUCCCUCCUCUCCCUGCUCCCACCAUCCCUCCUCUCUCUCCUCUCCCUAUUCCCACCAUCCCUCCUCUCCUUGCUCCCAUCUCGAUGACUCUCUCUUCGCAUCUCCCUGCUUCGCUCACUCCCCCUUUCUCGCCCUGUCUCCCCCUCCCUAUCGCUUCCUCUCACUCUAUCCCUCUCCCUGCCCCUCGAUCCUUCACUAUCCCUCUUCUUCUCUCUUGACCACUCUCGACCCCUCUCCCUUGAUCUUUCUCGACCCCUCUCCCUCUCCCUUGAUCUCUCUCUACCCCUCUCUUUCUCCCUCAAUCUCUCUCUACCCCUCUCCCUCUCCCUCGAUUUCUCUCUACCCCUCUCCCUCGAUCUCUCUCUACCCCUCUCCCUCUCCCAACUCCUCUCCCUCCUACUCUCUCUCGCCCUCGUCUCAUCCCUUCCCCGAACCCUAUCGCUCCCCCUGUCUCUUUCUCGCUCUCUCUCCUCAUACCUCCCUCUCUCAUCCCUCCCUCCAUUCUCCCCUCCUCUGCUCCGCUUCCCCUCCCUCUCACUCUCCCCAUCAUCCCGCUCCCCCCCUUCUCUCCCUCUCUUCCUAUCAUGGUGCGCCCUCUGGGGAAGGCGGUUUCCCCCCUGUGGGGGAAAGUGCGCCCUCUGAGGGAGGCGGUUUCCCUCCUGUAGGGGGAUGUGCGCCCUCUGGAGAAGGCGGGUUCCCCCCUGUGGGGGGAAGUGCGCCCUCUGGGGAAGGCGGUUUCCCCCCUGUAGGGGGAAGUGCGCCCUCUGGGGGAGGUGGAAGAGAGUCAUUCGCCCCUGAGGUGCAGGGCUUCCCCCAUGCUUGGGGGGGAGGAGCGCCCCCUGGGGGAGGCGGAAGUCCCCCUGGGGGCGGAGGUGCCCCCCCUGUGGGCGGAGGUGCCCCCCCUGUGGGCGGAGGUGCCCCCCCUGUGGGCGGAGGUGCCACCCCUGUGGGCGGAGGUGCCACCCCUGUGGGCGGAGGUGCCACCCCUGUGGGCGCAAUCACCCACUCUGUGGACGGAGCUGCUCCCCCUGCGGGCGGAGGUGCUCCCCUUGUGGGUGGAGGUGUUAUUUUUGGGGGCGGAGCUGCUCCCCCUGCGGGCGGAGGUGCUCCCCCUGGGGCCAAAAUUGCCUCUCUAGGGGGGAAAACGGCUGGGGGAAGAGGGGAAAACGUCUGUGGGGGAACGACGCCAGGGGGAAGGAGUUGGUCUUCUGGCUGGUCUUGUGGUGACUGA
Messenger RNA from Closterium sp. Naga37s-1, 3090 nucleotides. The record is from the annotation of a GenBank genome assembly. Lineage: Eukaryota; Viridiplantae; Streptophyta; Zygnematophyceae; Desmidiales; Closteriaceae.